ACCAUCAUUACCACUCCUAAGGAUUCCAUAGUGUUGGUACUUCAGCUUAACCCUACAAGUUAAAUGGGCUCUCCUAGACUGGUCUGGCAAAACUCACCACCAUGAAGAACACCACUUCAAGAGGAAAACGCACACAAGGUGAAGACAGAGGCAUGGACAAUGGACCCUAGUACAAAGAAGACUGAUAACCCCACCAUGUGCACUGCCAGCCCCUGUGACCUGGAAGAGAUCCCUCUGGAUGAUGAGGACCCAGACAGCUUGGAGUACAAAAUCCUGGAGUUCUAUGUCAAACACCACGUCUUCCAGAACACUUCUGUCGUCCUCUCACCGAAGCUCCUAAGAACAAGGAGUCUGUCCCAGAAAGGGCCGGAGAGCUGGCCAGUGAAUGAGGCAUGGACGCAGGGGCCGUGGCCCUGCAGAAAUUCCCAAUCCAGUGAGAAGGCCAUAAACCUCACCAAGAAAAAGUCGUCUUGGAGGACCCUCUUCGGGGUAGCAGAGAAGGAGGAGGACUCACAGAGCUCGCCUCCGGAAAUCCGUGCCCAGGGACAGAGGGUGGGGGGACCUCAGGCCCGUCCUCGGAGUCCGAAAUGGCCAAGAUCCCGCUCCAGCAUGGACCAGCACUUAGAGCACAAAGCUGCGGACCCCAGAGUCGUUUCCAUUGCCAACCGAGUCGCUGAAAUUGUUUAUUCCUGGCCGCCGCCAGAAGAGUUCCACAGCCAGGGAGGAGGCUUCAACUCCCAAGAGCUUCUGGUACCCCAGAGUUUCAAAGAGCAGUCUGGAGCCAAGAAAGUGGGCGAUGAGGGGCCCAGCUGGCUCUUGAGUUGGCAGCACAUCAAGCGACAAGGCAGAGUCUUCAAUCGUGGCGGUGCCCCCCAACCCCAGAACCAAACUGAAGGAGAAGACCAAAUAAUAGCCAGAAUUGUUGAGCUGCUGAAAUAUUCAGGGGAGCUGUUGGAAAGAGAGUUGAAGAAAGACAAGGUUUUGAUGACCUGCUUCCAGGAUGGGUUAUCCUAUCCUGUUUUCAAGACCAUCACAGACCAGUUCCUAAGGGGCGUGGACACCAGGGGAGAAUCAGAGGUCAAAGCUCAGGGCUUUAAAGCUGCUCUUGCAAUAGAUGUCAUAGCCAAGCUCACGACUGUCGACAACCACCCCAUGAACAGGGUGCUGGGUUUUGGAACCAAGUACCUGAAAGAGAAUUUCUCGCCCUGGAUCCAGCAGCACGGUGGAUGGGAGAAAAUACUUAGGAUACCACACGAAGAAGUAGACUGAAACAUCAGAGGAUUUGUAACUUGGAAUACUUAUAUUCUGGUUCUGGUCUUGUAUACAUCGGUCUCAGCACAGACUACAGGAGAAAACACAAAUGGACAAGGUGGAUGGAGCACCAAAGGCUGAAUAACCAUUACUCCUGCAAGUCAAGAGGCAUCAGGAGAGACCUUGACUGUUCCCUGCUCCUAGGAUGUAGAGCAUGGCCUCCGGCAUCCAUGUCUUCAGGUUGUCUACUGAGUAUGCAAGAAAGUCUAGGAAGACAAGUGGUAACCUUCUGUUUAAAUGCUUACAACGGAAACCAUCACCCAAACUCUGCUGGCCACUUUCGGGACAGUGCGUGACACAUACUUGUUGACCUCAUGAAGGUGAAAUGAUAAAUGGUGCAUGUGCUUAC
Odocoileus virginianus texanus is the source of this 1660-nucleotide messenger RNA. It is a transcript of the gene BCL2L14, whose product is annotated as BCL2 like 14. Gene Ontology annotation, biological process: regulation of extrinsic apoptotic signaling pathway. Lineage: Eukaryota; Metazoa; Chordata; Mammalia; Artiodactyla; Cervidae. The record is from RefSeq and is a predicted model, not a curated record.